AUGAUCGCUCGCGUCGAAGUCACCGCCCCGAGAGUCACCCCCCACGCCCCCGCGCGGGCGCGGCGAGGGAGGUCGAUGCAGACCCGAGCGAAGGGGCCGAACGUGGACCGCACGACGGGGUACAUUGACUCGGAUAACACGGGCAUGGGAAACAUCUUCGCCGUGGAACCGCGACAGCUGUACACCGAGUCGCCGACGAGCGAUAAGUACGCCAAGACAGGAUUGGGCGGCGUCGGUGGCGCGCUGUUGGCGGUCGGGAUCCUCGGCGCGGUGGCGGUGGCGACGAAGGGGUUAGCCGGGUUCGAAGAGGCGAAUAACGAGUUCGCAAACUACAACGGCCCGAGCGUGAGCUCGCUCGUCGAGCAGUUCGAGCGAUAA
This is a messenger RNA of Ostreococcus tauri, 378 nucleotides long. RefSeq names its product unnamed product. NCBI's taxonomy places the organism in Eukaryota, Viridiplantae, Chlorophyta, Mamiellophyceae, Mamiellales, Bathycoccaceae. The record is from RefSeq and is a predicted model, not a curated record. The transcript is spliced from 2 exons. Bases 1 to 378 code for a protein of 125 amino acids.